Molecule: messenger RNA, 1227 nt
Organism: Symbiodinium natans
Lineage: Eukaryota; Dinophyceae; Suessiales; Symbiodiniaceae
Source: the annotation of a GenBank genome assembly
AUGGCUUGUGGAGAAGAAAGGCUGCUGACGAGGCUGCAGAAUGUCACGGAAGCCACGCGAAACACCAAGGCCAUGGUCAACCACGUGCUCCAAGCCGCUGACAUCAUGCACUACGAGUUCGACGUCCUGAACCUCUUCUUGGAGAGGCUUGAGGCCUUCCAUGCCCCGAACCACUUCCUUGACGUGGCCUCCCGGUGCGUCGCCGAGGCAUCGCGCGCCAUCAAGUCUGCCACAGGAGUUCUUCAGGCGGUCACUGGCGAGCUCAUCGCCGCUUGCUGCCUGACAGCAUUUUUCCAUGUCUUCCUGGGCCGCCCACUGAUCGGCGAGAUCACGCAAGUAGAAGAGCCGACGUACCAACUUGUUUAUCGAAUCGUCGGGCAAUACGUCAUCCGACACCUCGGCCUGCCCUACGUGCACGCCUGUGCUCACGGGGAGAAGCAGCUGCGCCUGCGCCUGGCCCAGCGAGGCAGCGCAGAAGCUCUGGCUGCCUUGGAGUACGGCUAUCGCGAGGACAUGCUGAACAAGUAUCAGCAGUUGCUGGCAAUGGCGGGUGACAAGGCUCGCUCAGCUUGCGGCUAUGACGGAUUGAGCCUGCUACGAGUCUGGUGUGGCGACCCCGAGGUCCUGCAGAUCAUGGCCAGCUCCGUGGAAGCUCCCUACGGAGAAGCCGCUGUCAUCUGCCGGAAGGACUUCCGCAAGAUCGUCUUCGACCUGAGUCAACUGGAUCCCAACCGUGCUGCGCUGGCGCAGCGGAUGAAGGAGCUGUUCGUCCAGCCUGGCGAGCCCACAGGAACGCCGAACAUCGCGCUCAUGACCUUGGCGCUGACCGACCCGCUGCAGUUUCACCAGGAGCAGAGCAACCGUCCGAUGGUCAUCCACGACCAAGCGCCAGGUGCCGACGAGGGCUCGGUGCCUCUUGCAGCCGCUGAGGCAAGCCCGGCGAGAGGGUCACUCAAGCGGCCACGCGGUGCGGAGAGCGGGGCGCCUGAGGCUGGGGUUGUGGUGAUAGCUUCCGACGAUGAUGCGCCCACGGUCGAGGCCGAUGCCCCAACGGCGAAGCCAAAGGGCCGUCCGAAGGGACGACCCAAGAAGCACCCCGAGGUGGAGACCCAGCCGAAGUCGGAGCCGAAGUCAAAGCCGAAGGCAAAGCCGAAGGCAAAGCCAAAAGAGGCACGAGCUGGACCCCGCGCAACUCCGGCUGGUUCUGACGCAGGGGACGGCCUUUAG